Coniophora puteana RWD-64-598 SS2 is the source of this 1543-nucleotide messenger RNA. RefSeq lists its product as uncharacterized. The transcript is spliced from 3 exons. The record is from RefSeq and is a predicted model, not a curated record. NCBI's taxonomy places the organism in Eukaryota, Fungi, Basidiomycota, Agaricomycetes, Boletales, Coniophoraceae. Bases 17 to 1492 code for a protein of 491 amino acids.
GGGUGAACACCACUUCAUGGAAGUGGACAUGAAUAGUCCAUUCGAACCUCGAUCGCUUCCAGGAAUGCCAGGGGGAUCCAUGACGCUGAGAGCGAUCAAGGAGCUUCUCCCACAGCUUGCCUCCGAAAUCUCCGGAGUAGUCAAUACUCCUUACUCGUCGUAUGCGAAGACGAACUAUGUCGCCGAUUCGAUGGAUGAGGUCACAAAUGUUCAACCAGCUGUUUCGAGCAUACUGCUGAUGUUAGACGACAUCGCGUUAAUAUCCACAGCCCUAGACCGUUUUUCUAGAGAGCUCAGAAGGACUGUCAAGGACCAUUCCCAGCUCACUUCAGCAGUACUGCGUCUCCCCGUUGAGCUCCUCGCCUACAUAUUCAUGCUCAGCUCCACGCUGCCUGUCGACCCCCCACCUAAGGGACAAGCUCCUUACUAUCACCGCGAGCAGAGGGCUACUACCAACGGGCGCGGGUAUUCCAGCUUGGCACAGGUCUGUCGCAAAUGGAGGGAUGUGGCUCUGCAGACCCCGAAGUUUUGGAAUAUGAUUGAGAUCAUCCCUCCGGAAACGCUGUUCGAACCACUGCUUAUCACGGCGCUCCCAGCCCCUUUGACACCACUCGCAAGGACCGGGACUCUACCCGCAUUCAUCUUCCUUGACCUCUCAGCCUCUAGUAUUGACACUGAUACGAACAUCGGCCAUCUUCCUGUGAACCCCGCAUGCGGUGCGGUGCGGGGCUUACACGCUACGAAGUCGACAUUAGUUUCGCUGCCUACACUGUUCCAGUGGAUCACUCAAUUUGAGAACCUGACACAUCUCUACCUCGAGGAUGUUGGGCUCGAUUAUUCACAGGACUGGACGAAAAGCGGCAUCGCCUUCCAUCUUCUUCACCGUCUAACACAUCUCCACAUGCGCGCACCCUAUCCCUGGCAGGUGGCGCACACCAUCGAGGUUCAGACAUGGCAUAAUCUGCGCUCGCUCAUGUUUGAGAUGUACGAGAACGGUUGGAGCUUCUGCGAUUUUGUCACAAUUUUCUCUCACAUUCCGAAUCUCGUCGAGCUGUGGGUCGUGGAAGACGCCGUCAACUGCCUUCGGGUACUUAGUCAGCGGAUCACCUCCGAUAAACUGCAGCUUUUUUCGUAUACCUUGAACCCGCGUUGGGUCACGGAGGAGCACCACCACCACGUGGUUCGAUAUAACUUCGAAUUUCUCUCCUUUCCUGCUCUCGUGGACCUCGUCGUUACUGCUCCUCCGAACGGAGACGUCGACUUCAUACGCCGCUUCUUGCUUCAAUCAAUAUGCUGCCUAUCCAGCUUCACCUUGAUAGGCGACUUCGAUGACGAGCCAGACAGUACGCCAAGCCACCUGAUUAGUCGUAAUGGAACUAGUCUGGGAGAAGAGUUCGCCAUUCCGUCCGUUGAAUUCGCCAAUAUUUUGAAGGAGUCGCGAAUAUAUCAGGAAGCGAAGGAUAGAUGGUUUUGUAUGGACUCGGCGGUUUGAUUUCUGAUUAAGAGAUGUCCUACGUGAAGGGAGGUUCUAUAUAAAAUAUUU